AUCCAAAACGUCACGACUCAACUCACUUCCGUUUCCUUUCCCUGAGUUGAUCCUCCCUGUCAUGUAACAUGGUUCCCCAUCAACUCUGACAGCAGGACAACUGCGUCCUUUUUUCUCGACCUCUUUUCCGACUGAGCGUUCAACGUAGCGGGGAUUCAUGUCCAAAGACGGUCGCUAUGAUGGCCGGCGGCGCGGUGCCGGACAGCACCGUCUCGGAGCGAGGAUCGGGCAUGGAGGUGACGGGAGGGAGAGGUCUGGCAGUAACAGCUCGGGCUCCUCACAUGGAGGAGGAAAAGGCAAAAAUGCGUCCAUAAAUGCUUUAAAGGCAUCUUUCCAGCGCUCCAACAGUCAUGACAAAGUACGGAAGAUCGUGGCUGAAGAGGGCCGCGCAGCUCGGAACCUGAUUGCGUGGAGCGUCCCCCUGGAGAGUAAAGAAGAUGAAGCCAAGUCCAAAAGUCACUCCAAAGCUCAGAGGAUUCAUUCUGGGCAACAAAGAAAUAAGAAGCAGAAUGCCAGUGCGGAGAGUAAAAGCACAACUGGUGCCUUGUUGGACAAGGCGGCUGAGAAGAGCCCCACCAAAGCCCGGCAGCCCCGCAAAGUGGACCUCCGAGCACGCUACUGGGCCUUCUUGUUUGACAACCUGCGGCGUGCGGUGGAUGAGAUCUAUGUCACGUGCGAGUCUGAUCAGAGCGUCGUAGAAUGCAGGGAAGUGUUGAUGAUGUUGGACAACUAUGUGCGGGAUUUCAAAGCUCUCAUAGACUGGAUUCAGCUUCAGGAGAAGCUGGAAAAAACAGAUGCCCAGAACAGGCCUACCUCUUUAGCCUGGGACCUGCGUAAGAUGUCACCGGGACGUCAUGUGGUGCCUAGCUCCUCUGCAGACAGACUGGUAUCUUCUCCGGGUACACGUCGCACCCUCACCUUUGGCGGUCCUCCUACUGCACUGGCUGCUGCCCGACUGUCCCACUCAGGCCCCAGCUGGGCAGACAGAGUGAAGUGCACUCAGUCAGCGGCAAGUUCUAGUCAACUGACAACUUCACAAGUUGAAACACCAAGUAAGAAGGAUGCAGAAGGCUGGGAGACUGUCCAACGAGGACGUGCUGCCAAGCCUCGCUCUGCCACCAUGAUCGCCAAGGUCAGCCCGGUCGUGGCGGUCAAUGUUGCUCCCAAGCAGGACAACAAUCAGUCACAUGUGGCGCCACAAAAAGUUCCACCUUCCUGCCCUCAGCUCUUGCCUGACAACAACGCAACCCAGGUGGACUCUGAGCAGCAAGUCCCUGCACAGCCGGACCCCCUGGAGAAUGUUAAACAUGCAUUGAGCGGGAAUGCGAUGGAGCCCCCAGCAGAGAGUGCACAAGACUCGGGGAAUUGUGUCGACGUACCCUGCGACGGCGCGCCUCCCCCUAUAGCAGAUCUCAUCCUUUCCCAAGCUUCAGAGCCCACCCUAUGCUCAGCCGCAGUCCAACCAGGCGACGUGACCUUAUCAGUGCCACUUCCUGCUCUGGCCCGCUCCGCAUCCCCAGAUCAAGCCCAGACGGAUAGGCUCUGCGGACCGUCUGCCUUUGGGAACAAUGUGGCGGAGGGGGGCUCGUCGCAGGGCACGGACAGAUCUGCUCCACAACAGGCUGAGACUCCCAUGACAGCGGUGAAACUGGAGAGUGUUCUGGACCCCACAGAGCUUUCUACUCCUCAGUCCAUUGCAGAGGUCCUGGCCAAGAAAGAGGAGUUGGCAGACCGACUGGAGAAGGCCAACGAGGAAGCCAUCGCCAGUGCCAUAGCAGAGGAAGAGCAGUUGACUCGAGAGAUACAAGCAGAGAACAACGAUCUGGACACGGAUAAUGACAAUGACUUCCCGCCUAGCAUUGCCAAUGGAGGAUGUGGACCCAAUAUGGAGUGGAGUGAGAUGCUAGCAGACUAUGAUGCGAGAGAGGCAUGGCGUCAGAGUACCUCAUGGGGCGACAUGGUGGAGGAAGAACCUGCUCGACCUCCCGGACAUGGAAUCCACAUGCAUGAAAAAUUGUCUUCGCCAUCUCGCAAAAGGACCAUUGCAGAGUCAAAGAAAAAACAUGAGGAGAAACAGCUGAAGGCGCAGCAACUGCGAGACAAACUAAGGGAUGAAAAGACGCUCAAACUGCAGAAACUUUUAGAAAGGGAAAAAGAGGUGAGGAAAUGGAAGGAGGAGCUGUUGGAGCAACGCAGGAGGAUGAUGGAGGAGAAGCUGUUGCAUGCCGAGUUCAAGAGAGAGCUGCAACUCCAAGCCAUUGUGAAGAAGGCUCAGGAGGAAGAGGCCAAGGUCAACGAAAUAGCAUUCAUCAACACUCUAGAAGCACAGAACAAGAGACACGACGCCUUGGCGAAGUUAAAUGAAUAUGAGCAACGCCUCAAUGAGCUUCAAGAGGAGAGGCAGAGGAGACAAGAGGAGAAGCAGGCGAGGGAUGAAGCUGUGCAGGAACGCAAGCGAGCACUUGAAGCAGAGCGUCAGGCACGUUUGGAGGAGCUUUUAAUGCGGCGCAAGGAGCAGGAGGCUCGAAUCGAACAGCAGCGGCAGGAAAAAGAGAAAGCAAGAGAAGAUGCAGCAAGGGAGAGAGCCAGAGACCGAGAGGAGCGUCUGGCGGCGCUGAGUGCAGCUCAGCAGGAGGCCAUGGAAGAGUUGCAGAAGAAAAUCCAAAUGAAGCACGACGAGAGCAGCCGCAGGCAUAUGGAGCAAAUCGAGCAGAGGAAGGAGAAGGCGGCUGAGCUCAGCAGCGGCCGGCACGCAAACACAGACUACGCCCCCAAGCUGACGCCAUACGAACGCAAGAAGCAGUGCUCACUUUGCGGCGUUGUGAUCACCUCAGAGGUGCACCUGUUCAGCCACACCAAGGGCAAGAGGCACCAACAGGCCGUGCGAGACAGCAGCAGCAUCCAGGGACGGGAGCUGUCCGACGAGGAAGUGGAGCACCUUUCUUUGAAGAAAUACAUUGUGGACAUCAUGACGGAUGGCUCGGUUUCUUCUGAAAGCAUAAAGGACGGGGAGGAGAAGCAAAAGGCCCGCAAGAAGGCAAAGAAACUCCGUGCCAGGAUGAACUCCAGAGCGAAGCAAUACGAGACGUCAUUUCAGACGCAGGUUCCUGACUCCCCGUACAAGGCCAAGUUGCAGCGCCUAGUGAAGGACCUUUUGAAGCAGUUGCAGGGCCAAGACAAUGGCCAGUGGGCCAACAACAAAGUGUCUGGUCUGGACCGAACCUUAGGGGAGAUUUCUCGCAUCUUGGAGAAGCAGAACAACGCAGACCAAGUAGCUUUCCAAAUAAGCGGUGGACUAUCGGCUCUGGAGCAAAUCCUGCAGGUUGUCACUGCUGCCUCAUCACCUACCGCCAUCCCCCGUAUUCCACUCAAGUCUCUCUGUGCUGCUGUGAAUACCUACUACUUGGCGUGCGCUUGCUGUCCCCUCAACUGCUCCUAUGUACUGUUUAGCAACAAGAUUGCUCUCCUCAUGGACCUACUGCUGCAUCAGCUCACACUUUAUGUCCCAGACGAGGACAAGUCCAUCUUUGGCCGCACUGUUAACAAACAAGUCUUUGAGGGUUUGACCACCGGCUUGUUGCAGACCACGGCUACCAUCAUGGGGUGCCUGUGGUCGCUCACCUCAGAGUCGGGAAAAGGUGAUAACGCGCUGAUUUCUUCGCCAGAUGUCAAAGUCAAAAACUCUGCCACAGAUUCCUUCAAUACUCGCACACAAGACCUAAUCAGCUACAUGGUCAACAUGGGUUUGAUUGACAAGCUAUAUGGCUGCUUCCUGUCAGUCCAAAGCCCUGUGGAUGAGCAUCCCAAGAUGUCGGCUUUUCUCCAGCAAGCUUCAGCUCUGUUGCACAGCAUGUGUAAGCUCUGCUUUGUCGUGACUGGACGUGGGUACAGUAUUUUUGACAAUAAACGACAAGAUCCAACCGGGAUGACAACCCUGCUGCAGUCCACAGACCUGGUGGGAGUGGUGCACACGCUGUAUUCCAUCCUGUUGCACAGCUUUGUGCCAGAGUCUUCCUCGCAGAGCCAGGAACCCUACAGCAUUGGGGUCAUCCAGGUGGCUUUGCAAGGCAUCCGCUUCCUCAACAGUUUUGCCCUGCUUGACCUCUUCGCCUUCCAGACUGUUCUAGGAGCUGAGGGCCUGUCGCUCGCUUUUCGCCACAUCGUCAGCUCGCUGCUGUGGUAUUGUACCCAGCAUUCUGCUGAAGAGCUGCUCCAUGAAGUCAUUAUCUGUGUGGGAUACUUCACGGUCAAUCACCCGGACAACCAGGUGAUCGUCCAGUCUGGACGUCAGCCCAGCGUCCUGCAGAAACUGUGUCAGCUGCCCUUCCAGUACUUCAGCCACCCACGCCUCAUCCGCGUGCUCUUCCCCUCGCUCAUCUCAGCGUGCUCCAACAACGCACCCAACAAGGUCAUCCUGCAGCAGGAGAUGAGCUGCGUGCUGCUGGCCACCUUCAUCCAGGAUUGUGCUGCCAGCGAGAAAGAUUCAGACCCCAAAACAAAGCAAAGUGUGCACCAGCAGCUGGAUUACUGCGAGUUGCCCAACCGCUUCCCCAGAGACCAGUGGGACUCGGCUCUGCAGUUUUUCCUCAAGAAGCAAGAGGACUGAAGGCAACUUUCUGCAACUUGAAGUGUCUGGACUUUUUUUUUUUUUUUUACUGUAACUCUCUAAAUCCAUUCAAAAAAACGUUAAAGCCUUAUUCCGAGUGUGCACAUGCUAGGAAAGAAGUGUACCAGCAAUUUGCACACAUGACUUUUUGUAUAGUAAAGUGAAACCAGACGGUUGUUUCUGUUUUGGAAACGUUAAUUUAUUACAUCUUUUGUAUUGGUCACUCAUGUUGUUGUAGCUGCCGUCUUUUUCAUCUCUUUUCCAAGAAGGCAAAAUGUGUAUAGUUGAUCAUACGGACUAAAAUGUUUAUUAUUUUCAAAUGUAUGAAUGUACAUAAUAAAAGUGUUUGUGUUCUUUCCA
This is a messenger RNA of Entelurus aequoreus (snake pipefish), 4966 nucleotides long. RefSeq names its product S-phase cyclin A-associated protein in the ER (gene scaper). The coding region runs from base 158 to 4606 and encodes 1482 amino acids. The transcript is spliced from 31 exons. Gene Ontology annotation, molecular function: zinc ion binding; nucleic acid binding. The record is from RefSeq and is a predicted model, not a curated record. Lineage: Eukaryota; Metazoa; Chordata; Actinopteri; Syngnathiformes; Syngnathidae.